AGUGUAUCUCGAGUAGUGGAGGGGGAAGGUUACGUGCGCUCUCUCGCUCUGUCUCUGUGGGUGUGUGCUUGUUAGUAGUUCUCUGGCAAUUAGUCACAGGCAGACGGUCAGUGGCGAGGUGGUUGUUGUAUUAAGUUGAUUGCACAUUCUCUGUCACAUAGAAGGGAAUAAUUGUGUGUUUGUUUUCAAGUGGGUUUUGUUUUUUUGGAAGUCGAGGAAAUACGGAAGUUGGAGGACAUUUUUAAAGGAACGCCGCGCCCAUGGAAGACUCAGAUCCAGCUUGAGGUGUGUGAUGGACGGAGAGCAGCAUGGGCGCCCCCUGGUGGUCCCUCACUGUGUUGCUGCUCCUCACCUGUCCGGCCGCCACACCUGCCUCGGAUCUCCGUUACCUCCGCCAUGGGGGGAGAAGAGAAGCUGGGGUGGCGAGUGGCGUUUCUCUAGGCGCCAAUGCCACCACGGAUACCCCCGAGGAGCUGCUGUUUGAGGGAGAGGGCGAGGGCGGCAGCGUGGAGGAGCAGGUGGUGGUGAGGGGCGCUGAGGUCCUGCAGGAGUGUGUGGUGCCCGAAGAUGCGGAGGUGAUACCGGGGGAUGACAGCGCAGAGGGGGAAGUGCGCUGGUACCACGACGGGACUAGGGUGCGUGAGGACCUUCGCGUGAGCAUCAUGUGGACGGGCCGCCUGGUUCUGUCCCACGCCAUCACUAGGGAUUCCGGCGUGUGGUGGUGCCGUAGAUCUGGUCGCCCUGGGCCCAGACGCCGCCUCUUCGUUACCAUCCCCCCGGAGCGCCCCUACCUGGUGUACGGCGGGGCCCAGCUGGCGGCGGGGGCGAGACUCACCACCAGGGAAGGUAACUCCAUCACCCUGCACUGUGUGGUGGAAGGAGGCAACCCCGCGCCCGCCAUCACCUGGGUACUGGCGGGGAAGAUGUCACGCCCUCCAGCCAGGUACGGUCAGAGUGGCAAGAGGAAGAUGGCGUGUUUCACUCCACAAGCAAUCUGACGGUGACUCGCGUGGGGAAGGACCUACACAACGCCAAUGUCUCCUGUGUGAUUCGCCACCCGUCCCUGCCUGUGCCCGUCCCUGUCCCGCUAAGACUUAAUAUAGAGUAUCCGCCAGACUUCAGACUGCGGCGCUGGCCAGUGUGGGGCACGCCGGUGACAGAGGGCAGCACCGUGUCCCUUCUGUGCCACGUGGAUGCCAACCCGCCCUCCAGUCCCUCGUGGGUCAAAGAGAGCGAGGGCGGCGGCGAGUCAGUGGCUUCGUCAGACGGGUGGCUCAACCUGACGCGGGUGAGUGGGGAGGACCGUGGAUGGUACAAAUGCGCCACCAGCCACCCCUUCGGCAGGUACUCCUCUCACUCCGUCUUCAUCAAUGUCUUCGGUGACGGGCAUGGCUCAGCAGGACACACGCCACAGCUGCUGCGGAAGACUGCCACGUCCACCACUCCUGAGGGUUCCCCACUCUCCCCUUGCCCCCACGACGCAGGCCCCCGCGACGCCUCCCAGGGUUGGGUGUCCGUGGUGCCCCUCAACGCGUCGGUGCUCACCAUGGGCGGCCGCACCACCACGCUGGCCGCCCGCGUGUGUGGCCGUCCCCCGCCCCUUGCCGUCACCUGGCUUCCGCCGCCACACCUGCCGCCCCUCACACCUGGACGCGCGCGAGGACGUCUCCACGCCCACAACCUUACUGCUGGCCUCUCCGUGGGGUGUUUGCAUGCCGCCCUCACCAUCACGGGCGUGCAGGACAGCGACGCGGGCGGCUGGGUGAUAGUGGGCGCGGGUGGCCGGGAGGCGGACGCUACUUUAAUCCACUUGAACGUCACAGCUGCAGCCCACGCCGUAGCUAGCGCCGCCCACGCCCUACAGACACACCUGCUCGCCCUCCUGCUGUCUCUGCUCGCCUCACUCCCCCCACGCCCGUGAAACACCCUCCCUCCUACUGGUUUUCAUCUGUUGCACCAAGGCGUGGCUGUGUGUGGAUGUCGCCCCAGACGCCCUAACCCCUGCAGGAGGAUGUCACGCCCUUCCUGCUCCUGUUGUGCUGUGGGCGUGAGGGUGUGGGCGCUGGGCAGUGGGCGGUGCUUCCUUCUUGUUUGUGGGCGGGGUGUGUGCCUCUGUGAUAGUGAUGGUGUUGAUGGUGGUGGUGGUGAGGGUGUGUGAUGGACUGGGUGGAUGUUGUGGUGAUGACUGUUAGUGUGUGUGUGUGUGUGUGUGUGUGUGUGGGGUGCAGUGGUGGUGAGGUGCGUGGUGCAAGGAUGUGAUGGUGUUGAGUGUGGUGCAGGGAGGGUGUGGUGAGAUGGUGUGUGGUGGUGAGGUAAUAAGUUGUGGUGUGUGGUGUUGAAGUGAUGAGGUGGUGAGAUUGAGGUGGUGAGAUUGUCUGGUGUGUGGUGAUGAGUUGGUCUGAUGUGGUGUGUGGUGAGAUUGAGGUGGUGAGAUUUGUGGCGUGUGGUGGUGAGUUGGUAUGGUGUGUGGUAUGAGGUGUUGAGUUGGUGUGGUGGUGGUGGUGGUGGUGGUGGUGACGUGUGGUGUUUCUUGUUAUUUAUGGUUCAUCACAGUUCGGUGCCCCGGGGUGACGGCGUGACGCGAGGCAGGCACAACCGGAUUGCUUACGUAACUGUUAAACCGAACCCGAAUUUUUUACCGAACCGAACUGUAUUGCUAUAGAAGAACCGGACCCGACUCCCAGUACCGAGGAGAACCGGACUGGGGAUGCAAACACGUACAGUACCCAGUUACUACUACAUGUACAGCGAACCGGAUUGACUAGCACUAUCCGAACCGGUACUAUAAGUGGUCCAGGUUCCUAAUAUACCUCAGCGGAACCUUAUUAGCGGACCGGUUCGGAUACGGGGACUACCGGAACCGGAUUUGUAGUAACCGGAUUGGAUUAUAGGAAGUUUCGGUACAGAACCUUUAGUACCGAGCCUGGGAUGGACCGAAUGGAACCCUGGGUAACUUGCUCUUUGUCUUUAUACCGCCUAGUUAGCUCUGUCAUAUCAUGCUGCUGAUGUGGCCCAAGGGUGUGGCCUGUGUGUGUGGCCCUGCGUGUGGCCCUGCGAUGUGGCACUGCGGCCCUGUCUGUGUGGCACUCUGCUGCCCCGUGGGUGUAUUUUGUCACUCACGGUGUGGCACAUAUGGCCCCUAAUGUUGUGUGGCCCUGUGGUGUGACCUGUCCUGCUCUGCUCACGUGUCUGUUUCCUUGGCAUCGUGUGUGUGUAUGUGUGUGUGUUUGUGUGUGUGUCUGUAAGAUUAGUUUUCAUUGUGACCCUGAGUACGUCUUCACUGUGGCCCUGAAACCUUAACUGGCCCUCGAAACACGGCUUUUCAGGUGCUCUGGGGAAGUGUGACCUCGUGGCGUUCAAAUGUGACCUCGAGUUGUUUAAAUGUGUCCUCAGUGUGUAAAAAACAGGACUUGAUCUCGAAAAGUGGCCUCAAAUUCCUACCCAAAAAUAAAAGCCUUGAGUGUCGAAAAAGUGACCUGCUGGUGUCGAAAAAUGGGUUAAAGGUGUCAGAAAAUUAACUAAAUGCUUAAAAAAAAAAUAAAUGGUUUUGUAAAUAUAUGAUGAAGUAUAAAAAAUGGCGGGACGGUUUAAAAAAAAUAUCUGGAAAUUAAAAGAUUAUCUCCUGAUGUAAAAAUAAAUGGUCAGAAGAUGAAAAAAAAAAAAAAGUAGCCGGAUGUAAAAAGAAAUAAAUAAAAAUGGCGUGGAUGUUUAAGAAGAAAAAUGGCGUGAUGACUUAAAAAAUGGUCUAGAGAAUUAAGAAAAAAUAAAUAAAUCCCUUCAGCUGUCAAAAAGUAACCAGCGGAUAUCAAAUAACAACCUUUGCUUAAAAAAAAAAAAAAGAAAAAGGCCCGCAGGUAUCAAAAAUGGCCUCUAGGUAUCAUUAAAAUGGCACAAAGUAAAAAAAAAACUCGUACUAGUAAAAUUUUCUGGAGAUUAUCAAAAAAAAAAAA
Messenger RNA from Scylla paramamosain (green mud crab), 3950 nucleotides. RefSeq lists its product as uncharacterized. Bases 309 to 998 code for a protein of 229 amino acids. Gene Ontology annotation, biological process: cell-cell adhesion. The transcript is spliced from 12 exons. Gene Ontology annotation, molecular function: cell adhesion molecule binding. The record is from RefSeq and is a predicted model, not a curated record. Lineage: Eukaryota; Metazoa; Arthropoda; Malacostraca; Decapoda; Portunidae. Gene Ontology annotation, cellular component: plasma membrane; cell-cell junction.